Messenger RNA from Anastrepha obliqua, 714 nucleotides. RefSeq names its product calcium-dependent secretion activator-like. NCBI's taxonomy places the organism in Eukaryota, Metazoa, Arthropoda, Insecta, Diptera, Tephritidae. Bases 22 to 681 code for a protein of 219 amino acids. Gene Ontology annotation, biological process: dense core granule exocytosis; synaptic vesicle exocytosis. The record is from RefSeq and is a predicted model, not a curated record. The transcript has 4 exons.
GACAAGGCUCGUAAGCAUGGAAUGGAGGACUAUAUAAGCGCAGAUCCGUGCGCGUUCGAUCAUGCUUCUUUCUUCAAAGUGCUACAAAAUCUCACGCUCGAGUAUCGCUUGAACGAUCCCUAUGCGUCAUUGGGCUGGUUUAGUCCUGGUCAGGUUUUUGUACUGGACGAAUAUUGUGCGCGAUACGGGGUACGUGGGUGCUACAGACAUCUGUCUUAUUUAUCAGAUUUGUUGGAUCGAGCAGAAAACCAGUACAUGAUUGACCCCACGUUGAUACAUUACUCUUUCGCUUUUUGCGCGAGCCACGUGCACGGAAACAGACCUGAUGGCGUUGGAAGCAUAACACAUGAGGAAAAGGAGAAAUUUGCCGAGAUCAAAGAACGCUUGCGUGUUUUACUUGAGUAUCAAAUAACAAAUUUUCGCUUUUGUUUUCCAUUUGGUCGACCUGAGGGCGCAUUGAAAGCUACACUUUCUUUAUUGGAACGCGUUCUUAUGAAGGACAUUGUUACGCCCGUUCCACCGGAAGAAGUGCGUAUGAUGAUCAAGAAGAGUUUGGAAACGGCAGCGCUUGUGAAUUACUCGCGUCUAUCGUCAGAAGCUAAAAUUGAAGGUAAUCUGGUGAUCGUAUUAUAUAUGCGGCGCAGUGAAGGCGAUAGCAAUUCCCCGGACUCAAACGGUUAAACCACUUUUUAGGUCUUUACUAUGAAGUUGUAC